UGUAGCCAGUUGUUAAAGCGAAAUGGAGGAACUAAAUUCUAGUUGUAGUGGUGCAAGCUUGUCAUUCAAGGUCAGCCUGGGCUAUAUAGCAAGACCCUGUCUCAAAAACAGAAAAAGAAAAAAAUUGGGGGGCGGAGACCAAGAGGAUCAUAGUUUAUGACCAGCCUGGACAACAGUAAGUGAGAACCCCCCCAUCUCACUCAAUAAGUCUGGUGUGGUGGGUGCAUCUAUGAUCCCAACUACAUGGGAAGCUCUAAGUAGGAGAAUCAGGGUCCAAGGCCAGCUCUGGGCAAACACUGGAGACCUUACCUUGAAAAAUGGCUAAAGCAAAAAAGGCUGGAAUGUGACUUCAAGUGCUAGAACACCCGCCUAGCAAGAGUGAGACCCUGAGUUCAAACCUCAGUAUGCCAAGAAAGAAAAAAGAAAGAAUGAAGGAAUUGGUAAGGGUGGACAAAAUGUGUAAGAAGACUAGAACCCAGUUUACAGAUAGGGCCUCACUUUUCCCUGGAGUCAGCCCCAGACCUUCCUAACUCCACUUCCUGGAUAGCUGGGAUACAGAUGCUGGGAGCCCCGCCCCUGCUGUUGGCAGCAAUCUUACUGGGCCUCCUGCUGCUGGCCUUCCUGCUGUCGCUGAGAUACUGGGGCUGGGGUUUGUUAGCUGUCUUCUGGUUCGAGUUCGUGCAGCAGCCGAUCUACAACCUGAUCAUGGGUAACACCAAGGAACAGCGCAUCCUACAGCACGUGCAGCAGCAUGCAAAGUGUGGAGACCCCCAGAGCGUGCUGGAGGCCAUCGACACUUACUGCUCGCAGAAGGAAUGGGCCAUGAACGUGGGAGACAAGAAAGGCCAGAUCAUGGACGCAGUGAUUCAGGAGUACAGCCCUUCCCUGGUGCUGGAGCUGGGGGCUUACUGCGGCUACUCGGCAGUGCGCAUGGCCCGCCUGCUGCUGCCCGGAGCAAGGCUGAUCACGAUGGAGAUCAACCCUGACUUUGCUGCCAUCACCCAGCAGAUGAUAGAAUUUGCAGGCCUGCAGGACAAGGUCACCAUCCUGGUUGGGGCCUCCCAAGACCUCAUCCCCCAGCUGAAGAAGAAGAAUGAUGUAAACACGCUGGACAUGGUCUUCCUUGACCACUGGAAGGAACGCUACCUGCCAGACACGCUUCUGCUGGAGAAGUGUGGCCUGUUGCGGAAGGGGACAGUGCUCCUGGCUGAUAAUGUCAUCGUCCCGGGAACGCCAGAGUUCUUGGAAUAUGUGCGCGGGAGCAGCAACUUUGAGUGCACACACUACAGCGCGUACCUGGAAUACAUGAAGGUGAUGGAUGGCAUGGAGAAGGCCAUCUACAUGGGCCCGGGCAGCCCCGGGCAGCCUUGACUGCCCACCCACACUGGACUCCCCACCAAGCCCCCUUCUAAAAGGCAAGACAGACAUAUCCCUGCUAAGCCCACUUCUGUGGUUCUGGGUCUGUCCUCAAGCGAAACCCACUUCAGGUUUAAGAGCCUGACCCUUCUGUGCCACUGUUGUAAACUGUCACACGUGGCACACUCUGAAGGGUAGUGGGCUCACUGUGCAAAGCCACUGCAAUAAACCUAGAAAGUAACUACUGACAGAGACAGAAUUGAGGAGCUAGAGGUGUAGGGUGGACUACAGUACUUGCUUAGCAUGCAUGAGGCGCCAGGAUUCAAUCCCCAGCACUGAAGAAAAGGAAAAAAAGACCAAAGUGAAGCAUGUAAUGUCCCAGACAGUAUCACUCGCCAGCAAAUGUGACCAAUAGGGUUUCUGCAAGGGCAGAUUCUCGGGCACCCAUGUGUCUGUUAGGCCCAGGAAGCUGUGAAGGAGUUGGAAACAUCUGGAAACUGCGGUGCCUUGCACUCAACCUUAAGGUUUGCCAUCACUAGGUGGCAGCAGUGCCUGUGUGACAUUGCCACCACCACCUUGCACCACUCUUCUGACUCGCUAAGUUUUGCCUUUUUUUAAAGAAUGAAUUGUAAUCUCUUUACUAAAAUUGGCUAGCUGUAAUAAUCUUAUAUACUAAAGUCAUGUUUGAAAGACAAUAGAAAAAAAGAAAUUAAAGAUUUAAGUAUUCAGCUAAAA
Messenger RNA from Castor canadensis (American beaver), 2091 nucleotides. It is a transcript of the gene Comt, whose product is annotated as catechol-O-methyltransferase. Gene Ontology annotation, cellular component: dendrite; membrane; axon. The record is from RefSeq and is a predicted model, not a curated record. Gene Ontology annotation, biological process: developmental process; catecholamine catabolic process; dopamine metabolic process. Lineage: Eukaryota; Metazoa; Chordata; Mammalia; Rodentia; Castoridae. Gene Ontology annotation, molecular function: magnesium ion binding; catechol O-methyltransferase activity.